Limulus polyphemus (Atlantic horseshoe crab) is the source of this 1230-nucleotide messenger RNA. RefSeq lists its product as uncharacterized. The transcript is spliced from 5 exons. Lineage: Eukaryota; Metazoa; Arthropoda; Merostomata; Xiphosura; Limulidae. The record is from RefSeq and is a predicted model, not a curated record. Bases 37 to 831 code for a protein of 264 amino acids.
CUACAGUUGUACUCAUUCAAAGAUAUUCGUACCAGGAUGGUCGGAGUAUUUUCUUACUCCAUAAGAUUGGUGAUAUUUCAGUGUGCUAUGGGAAUGAAAAUUGUAAACAUUAACAGUGCUGAGACAAAUCAGAUUUCUGAUAUACAAUUACAGGAUACAUGGAAAACCCAGUCGACCCAAAACGGCAUCGAAAACAUGGAAACGCUUCAGAUAUUGUUUUCUGAACACAGUUACAAAGGGAACGUUUCGUCAACUCCAAAAGAAAACGGAUUGGGCAGGGCAACUGAAGACGUAAUAACAUCGUCUCUCUCAACUCCUAGUUCGACGACAGCAUACAGUUGCAUCACCAAUAAAGACUGUGUUAUCUACAACCACGCUUGGUGUUUCAGUAACCGAUGUCUGUGUAAAACAGGAUAUGUUUGGUCCAGCAAGCGUGACAACUGUUUAGAGACAGAUACUAGAAACUAUAAUGUUAUCAUGACUGGAGUGGCCAUUUCUGCAGUGGUGUUAAUCCUCUUAUUCUCUGGAUGUUACAUGAAAAGGUCAGUCUCUUCGUACUACUCUUCUCCAGUGAAUCAAGACAGCUCGUCCACAGAUAGCCCCCUACCGACAGUUUCAGGAACUACUUCAGACAGUUUCCGUGAUUUAGCAGCUUUAGAUAAACCUCCAACAUAUGACGAGUUUCUAAGCUACAGGCUUCGGUCUCAACCACAUAUACCAGAAGAUCUGCCACCUCCGUCAUAUGAAGAAUCUUUCGUUAGUGUUAGCUCCACAGCAUCAUCGUCACCGCUAGUUGACGGUUCACAUGAUGGCCUCUGUCAGUCACUAUAGUGACAUGGUGUUGACGUCAUGAUACAGAGAACAGGAUGCGAGAAUUCUACGUUCUCGCCGUGAACUGUUCCUUAGCUCAUGUGGUUUGAAGACCGACAUUCUUUGUGUCAGUGAUCACUUACCAAAAACUACGUCAUUGCAGGUUUUCUCAUCAUCAUAAUCUAACUUAUCUGGUCAACAUCGACACGCCAAUGGCAACAGACUUUCCAUCAUGUGAUGGACCUGUGCCAAGUUUUAUAAACGUUUUUACAAAUCCCAUGAAACACAGUCAAUAAUGUAAUAUACAAAUCCCAUGAAACACAGUCAAUAAUGUAAUAUACAAAUACCUUAAAACACAAUCAAAAAUGUAAUAUACAAAUCCCAUGAAACACAGUCAAUAAUGUAAUAUACAAAUACCUU